AUGGGCGGCGCCGCGGGCGAGGCGAUGUGGGCCGCUGCUGUGGCGGCGACGGUGCUCUUCUUGGCCGUCGAGGUUUCGGGUGCCGCGGGGGCGUUGCCGAGGUUUGCGGAGGCGCCGGAGUACCGGAACGGGGAAGGGUGUCCGGCUGCGGCGGCGGGGGUGUGCGACCCGGGCUUGGUGCACAUCGCCAUGACGCUGGACGCGCACUACCUGCGGGGCUCCAUGGCGGCGGUGUACUCGCUGCUCAAGCACGCGUCGUGCCCGGAGUCCAUCUUCUUCCACUUCCUGGCCGCGGAGGCGGCCGGGGCGGCAGCGGACGACGGGGAGGACCCGGAGCCGGAGCUGCUGCGGCGCGCGGUGGCGGCGUCGUUCCCGUCGCUGCGGUUCGAGAUCUACCCGUUCCGCGCCGAGGCCGUGGCCGGGCUCAUCUCGGCGUCCGUUCGCGCCGCGCUCGAGGCGCCGCUCAACUACGCGCGGAACCACCUGGCGGACCUGCUCCCGCGCUGCGUGCCGCGGACGAUAUACCUCGACUCCGACGUGCUCGCCGCCGACGACGUGCGGCGGCUCUGGGAGACGCGCCUCCCCGCCGCCGCCGUGGUGGCGGCGCCCGAGUACUGCCACGCCAACUUCUCCCGCUACUUCACGCCGGCGUUCUGGUCCGACCAGGAGCUCGGCCCCACGUCUUCGCGGGGCGCCGCCGGCCGCCCUGCUACUUUAACACCGGCGUCAUGGUCAUCGACCUCCGCCGCUGGCGCGCCGGCAAUUACCGCCAGCGCAUCGAGCGCUGGAUGGAAAUCCAGAAGGUGA
Molecule: messenger RNA, 807 nt
Organism: Miscanthus lutarioriparius
Lineage: Eukaryota; Viridiplantae; Streptophyta; Magnoliopsida; Poales; Poaceae
Source: the annotation of a GenBank genome assembly